UCAAAAUGUUUAGAGAUGUAACGCGAAUAUGCUUGUGUUUCUUAUUGAAAAAAGAUCAUUUAGGACUGUUGUACAAUUUAGUAAAUUAGAUAAUAAUUUUACAUAACAAUUUUGCUUUCAAUAUGGACAAAAGGUCAAUGUCUACGGAAACAAAACCAGAAAAGAUAGAAAUGAACAAAAAUACCGAUUCUGUUCCUGAAACCGAUUCCAAAGUGACAGUAAAAGAAAACAAAGCGAGGAAGAAUGAGUGGGUCAAGUUAAAUGUUGGUGGGACGAUAUAUAUGACGACAAGAACAACACUGGGUAGAGACCACAAGUCAUUUCUUUACAGACUAGUUCAGGAUGAUCCAGAGUUGGGGCUGAAUACAGAUAAGGAUGAUGAUGGUGCCUAUUUGAUUGACAGAGACCCCACCUACUUUGGUCCAGUUUUGAACUAUUUACGCCAUGGGAAACUAGUCAUGAAUAAAGAUCUGUCAGAGGAGGGAAUUCUUGAGGAAGCAGAGUUCUAUAAUAUCAUGGACCUGAUUAAACUAGUGAAGGAUAAGAUCCGGGAGCGUGAUGCCAAACAGAACCAGACGUACAUGAAGAAUGUGUAUCGAGUGUUGCAAUGUUCAGAAGAAGAACUCACACAGAUGGUGUCAACAAUGUCUGACGGUUGGAAGUUUGAGCAGCUGGUGAAUAUUGGCUCUCAGUACAACUAUGGGUCUGAAGACCAUGCUGAGUUUCUGUGUGUCGUUUCCAAAGAGUGCCCCAGUAUACUGAACGGUCACGAGUGUGAACCCUCGGAUCGAGCCAAGGUAUUACAACAAAAAGGAUCAAGAAUGUGAUUUCCUGACGGAAUCCCUUGUGCUAAGUCAGUGUCUACACAGAAUGGGUCAGGUGUACCAUGCACAGACACAAGUCAGAUCGGUACACGUUGCUAUAGUUACCUGAAUCUUGGAACAAUCUGGAUGUGGUGAAAUCGCUGUGCCACGUGGCAGUUUUCACCUAGCAUAACCCAAGCCAAGAAACACAUUCAUUUGUAAAUAAUCCCAUUUUAUACACAGUGUGCGUGCGUGCGUUCUGUGAGAGGAGAACAAUCAAGCUUAUGUCAAAUUAUAUAUAUACAUGUUGUGAAUGAAUAUCAUGUGCUAACAAAGUCUGGGUUUUUUAACUUUUUGUGGAUGUGUGUGUGUGUGCAUGAUUUGUAUGUAAGUGCAAUUUACAUGUAUUCUUCUGAUAUAUAUAUAUAUAUAUAUUGAUGUUACUUUGCUUUGUACAAACAGAUAUUAUCGACUGUCACAUAAUUAUGCUUUGUACAGGUGGAUGCUAUCGACUGUCACAUACUUAUGCUUUGUACAGAUGGAUGCUAUGGACCGUAAGAGCUGAUCUGAUCUUUGUGUGCUAACUAAUCGGCUCUCUCUACAUCUUUGUGUGCUUACAUAAUCCAAUGUUUUACUCACUUUCAUUAGUGUCUUUUGACACAAGAAUAUCAAGUGUUCCUCUUGCUAUUACAGCAUGUUCUAGUCAUUAGACGAGGAUGUCAUCAAUUGAGCAAAUGAUUUUGUGUGGUUGCAGUUUUGUUUGGAACUAAUAACUGCUUCAGUAGCACUGCUACUAACACUUCGUUAACUGUUAGAUGACAAAGUCAUUUUUAUUUUACUUUUCACGAUAGUUAGGCAGUGACAUUGAUGAGGUAUAAUUUUUGUGUUUGAUGAUCAUGGUAGUAAUUGGUUGAGUAUUGGAAUAUUUGUGUGUAUGUUCAAGCAUGCUUGUGUGUCAAAGGGACAUUCCCGAGUUUGCUGCAUUGUAAGAUGUUUCAGACCAAUAAAAUAUUUCUACGAUUAAACUUA
Gigantopelta aegis is the source of this 1832-nucleotide messenger RNA. RefSeq names its product BTB/POZ domain-containing protein KCTD5-like. Gene Ontology annotation, molecular function: cullin family protein binding. Lineage: Eukaryota; Metazoa; Mollusca; Gastropoda; Neomphalida; Peltospiridae. Bases 123 to 827 code for a protein of 234 amino acids. The record is from RefSeq and is a predicted model, not a curated record. The transcript is spliced from 6 exons. Gene Ontology annotation, biological process: proteasome-mediated ubiquitin-dependent protein catabolic process; protein homooligomerization. Gene Ontology annotation, cellular component: cytoplasm; Cul3-RING ubiquitin ligase complex.